Protobothrops mucrosquamatus (brown spotted pit viper) is the source of this 3524-nucleotide messenger RNA. RefSeq names its product hexosaminidase D (gene HEXD). Gene Ontology annotation, molecular function: hexosaminidase activity. NCBI's taxonomy places the organism in Eukaryota, Metazoa, Chordata, Lepidosauria, Squamata, Viperidae. Gene Ontology annotation, biological process: carbohydrate metabolic process. Bases 24 to 2222 code for a protein of 732 amino acids. The transcript has 18 exons. The record is from RefSeq and is a predicted model, not a curated record.
CUGUAAGUAUAAAGACUCACAAAAUGUUGUUUUGUGGCAAUUUUUUAUUAUCCUAUUUAAUGAUGGGGCAAAUGAGGCAAGUGGUAACACUACUGCUCUUUUCCAGUAUAUCAUUUGGUUUACUGCCGACAGCAAAGACAGAAGAAAAUAUAAUGAUGGUUUCGUCUCCAUUUGAUUUGCACCUGGUGCAUCUGGAUCUCAAGGGGGCUCCACCCAAAGUCUCAUACCUGGCAGAGAUCUUCCCAUUGCUCCAUGUCCUGGGUGCAAAUGGUAUUCUCCUUGAAUAUGAGGAUAUGUACCCUUAUGAUGGAGAACUGAAGCCACUCCGAGCAAAUGAUGCAUACAGUCCCUCUGAGGUUAAAGAGAUAUUAAAGCUGGCAAAGUCGCAUGAUUUAGAAGUUAUCCCCUUAAUACAGACGUUUGGACAUAUGGAGUUUGUUCUGAAGCACAAAGAAUUCUGCCACCUCCGGGAAGUGGCAAUGUUCCCCAACACAGUGAACCCUCAUAAAGAAGAUUCCUUGAAGUUGGUUAGCACAAUGAUAGAGCAAGUAAUGGCACUACAUGACGAUCUCCGAUGGUUUCACAUUGGCUGUGAUGAGGUGUAUUACCUUGGUGAAGGGGAAGAAUCCAAGCAAUGGCUGCAGCAAGAAGAAAAUACUACUGAAAAGUUGUGCCUAGCCCACAUGAAAGCAGUGGCCAAUCACGUAGUCUCAACCCAUCCCACAGUGAAACCAAUUGUGUGGGAUGACAUGCUGAGGAGAAUGAGUGAAGAAACUCUGAGAGAUUCUGGGUUAGCACAACUGACAGAGCUGAUGAUUUGGGAUUAUUCUACUGAUCUUGAUGUGGAGAGUAAAGCCAGUCUCAUUGAAAAGUACCAGAAGUGUAACUUCUCAAAAUUCUGGUUUGCUAGUGCCUUUAAAGGAGCCACUGGAGUAAAUCAGUGCUUGACACUCAUUGGACAUCAUCUUAAAAACCACGAGCAAUGGCUGAAAGUGGCCAAGAGCUGUUCUGUUGGUAUCAUAAGAGGGAUCACUCUGACUGGCUGGCAAAGGUAUGAUCACUUCUCCGUUUUGUGUGAACUUCUGCCUGUGGGAAUUCCAUCCUUAGCUAUAUGUCUCCAAGCAUUAAGGAAUGGUGGCUAUUCAGAAAAAGUGAGAGAAGAUGUAGAAAAAUUACUGGGGCUCUCCCAUUUGGAAAUAGACACCUUCAUGAGUGAAAUCACAGGGACUUUCCCAGGAAAUGAAAUUCUCUCGUUUGUGACUCAAAUUGCAUUCUACCUCAAAUCCUCAAUAGACGAACUUUUGGAAAAUAACAGUAUCAUUUUGUUAUGUAUUAAAUUACCCAAUAAAUAUUACCUCAUGGUUACAUGGCAUUUAAAGAGUAUCAGUAUUUUUGAUCAUCACAAUCAUUUGCAUUUCUGUUUCUUUCCAGAUUCUGGGUUAGCACAACUGACAGAGCUGAUGAUUUGGGAUUAUUCUACUGAUCUUGAUGUGGAGAGUAAAGCCAGUCUCAUUGAAAAGUACCAGAAGUGUAACUUCUCAAAAUUCUGGUUUGCUAGUGCCUUUAAAGGAGCCACUGGAGUAAAUCAGUGCUUGACACUCAUUGGACAUCAUCUUAAAAACCACGAGCAAUGGCUGAAAGUGGCCAAGAGCUGUUCUGUUGGUAUCAUAAGAGGGAUCACUCUGACUGGCUGGCAAAGGUAUGAUCACUUCUCCGUUUUGUGUGAACUUCUGCCUGUGGGAAUUCCAUCCUUAGCUAUAUGUCUCCAAGCAUUAAGGAAUGGUGGCUAUUCAGAAAAAGUGAGAGAAGAUGUAGAAAAAUUACUGGGGCUCUCCCAUUUGGAAAUAGACACCUUCAUGAGUGAAAUCACAGGGACAUUCCCAGGAAAUGAAAUUCUCUCGUUUGUGACUCAAAUUGCAUUCUACCUCAAAUCCUCAAUAGACGAACUUUUGGAAAAUAACAGAUAUGUUACAGGCUGGUUUAGUCCCUAUCACAGAAAAAGAAAGAAGAUCCAUCCCAUAAUGAUUCAUCACUUUCAGCCAGAUGCCAUAAGGCUUCUGACCAAAUGGACUGUUCUAACCGAAGAGUUGCAAACAGCCAUGAAAAAGAUUUUCUACACCUCUGCUGUAGAAGAAUGGAUAGAAGAGAAUGUCCAACCAAGCCUUCAAAGACUUCAAGGAACAGUAGAUGAUUUGAACUGUGCAGUACAGGAACUCUCUUAGUAUUUUGAUCUAUGACUUUGCUAAUUGGAAACCCAACUUUCAGCUAGAAUCAAGCAAAUAAAUAAUAGGGUAUGUCCAGAUGAAUUUCAAUAAGCUUGGCAUUACAACAAAAAGCUGAGGUUAUGAGUCUUCUUUCUAUCAUGCUUCUAUACAAUCCUCUGUGUAAAGGUGUACACAGUGUAGAAUUUCUAAAUUUAAAAAUCAUGCAGACACUUUAUCUUUUAAGUAAAUCUUAUUAAUAUGCUUAGAAUAUUUCCCCUGAAGUACGAGAAAAGUUAAGUAUAAAAAUUUGUCUCUCAGUACUACAGUGGUUAGGAAUCUUCUAAUUAAACAGUGGUAGGACAUUCAGGGAACAUUCAGGGAACAGCAAAGGGACUGUCUUCACGCAAUCAAGAAUUUUAAGGAAAAUAAGAUAGUGAGGAUUAGCAUAUAGACAACUUAAUAAUGGGCUUGUACAAACUUUACAUGGAAUUUGUAAUGUGUGAGAAAAAGAAAACACACAAGAGUAAUCUCUUCCAUUUAACUAAGUCUGUUUAUACAUUGACAAGUAAUCUCGCAUCUGUUACACUGUUUCUUGAAGCUGUGCAUUUAUUUACAGUUUCUGGAAACUAUACAUUUAGUGAUUUAAGCUUGUAAAGCACUAACUGUUCCUUUUGUCAGAUAUUUAAUAUAGGAAAAAUAUGCAAUUUUGUUAAAGACACACUUUACUUUUAACUUCAAAUAAGCACCUUCCAUUUUAAGUAUUAAGGUUCAUCCAGGCAAGAACUUUAAUUAAAUAGUAUUUUCCAAUAAAUCAAACUGCCUGGUUGAGAUUAGUUUACAACCGAAAUGUUUAUAAGUAAAUGUUGAACUUAGACUUUUUUUCAGAAUUAUAUAAAAGAAGAGUGCCUAUCUUAUCCUAGUCAUUUCCAAGAAGUUCUCAAAUUGCUUCCAACAGAAUAUCUUAAUAUUGACCCCCAAAUAACCAUCUGUAAUGAGUUCUGAGAUGAGCAAUGAGCAUUAGGUUCCAUUUACCAAACAGGUGACAGCCUUAUGCCUAAAUUUCCAGAUGCAGCUCAGGUUCUCUAACCAUCUCAAAGAUACAAGUCUAUGUUGGAUUCAAUUUGAUAUGGAAUCAUUAUUUUAAUGUUCUAAUUAUAAUCUUGUUUAGAUGGAUAUUUCUUCUAUUGUAUUUCAGUGAAUUGUGAAUUAUCCAGUUUUUAAAAGUGCACAUAUUUGUAGACACAGUUCUAUUGCUUAAUUGUGCAAGAAGAAACUUUUAAUUUCUAAUGUCCUAUCUCCAGUAAACAAAUAUUUACAGAA